AAGGCAGCUCGAGACAACGUCGGAGCCAACGGCCCUCUUCUGGAGGGAGGGGGGGGGCUUAUAUAUAUUAUAUAUAAUAUUAACAAUAUAUAUACACACAUGUGUGAACUGUUUGGCCAACAUAUGUGGACAACAGUUAUUUUUAAGAAAAAAAAAAAAAGCAUUUACAAACCGCGGGCUUUUACAUUUUUUUUUAAUUUUUUUUAAAAAAUGCCUAUUUUACUUUUCCUGUUAGACACGUCCGCCUCUAUGAAUCAGCGCACUUAUUUGGGUACGACGUAUCUGGACGUUGCUAAAGGCGCGGUUGAGGUCUUUAUGAAGCUGCGUGCCCGAGACCCGGCUAGUAGAGGCGACAGGUACAUGCUAGUUACAUUCGAUGAUCCACCAUACGGAGUGAAGGCCGGCUGGAAGGAGAACCACGCCACCUUCAUGUGCGAGCUGAAGAACCUGCAGGCAUCUGGGCUGACCACAUUAGGUCACGCUCUCCGCACAGCCUUUGAUCUGCUAAACCUCAACCGCCUCGUCUCAGGCAUCGACAACUACGGACAGGGCCGUAACCCUUUCUUCCUCGAGCCAUCUGUGAUCAUCACUAUCACUGAUGGGAACAAGCUUACACACAGCUCUGGGGUGCCAGAUGAGCUGCACCUGCCUCUGAACUCUCCACUGGCAGGCAGUGAGCUGACCAAAGAGCCCUUUCGCUGGGACCAGCGUCUGUUUGCGUUGGUGCUGAGGCUGCCAGGAGCAGCCACACCAGAAAACGAGCAGCUCGGCAGCGUCCCCACAGACGAGUCUGCAAUCACCCAGAUGUGUGAAGUCACUGGAGGGCGAUCAUACUGUGUGAGGACGCAGAGGAUGUUAAACCAGUGUCUGGAGUCUCUGGUCCAAAAAGUUCAAAGUGGUGUUGUAAUAAAUUUUGAGAAGACAGGGCCGGAUCCGCCUCUAAUUGGGGAAGAUAACUCAGUGGAGCCGAGUCGUCCUGUGUCAGCCUUCAGCCCACAGUUGUGGCACAGUUGCCACAAACUCAUCUAUGUGCGACCGAACCCCAAGACGGGGGUUCCAGUUGGGCAUUGGCCCAUACCAGAGUCCUUCUGGCCGGACCAGAAUUCUCCCACCCUGCCACCUCGAACUGCUCAUCCCGUGGUGCGUUUCUCGUGUGUGGACUGUGAGCCCAUGGUGAUCGACAAGCUUCCCUUUGACAAGUACGAACUGGAGCCAUCUCCACUCACCCAGUACAUUUUGGAACGGAAGUCUCCACACAUGUGCUGGCAGGUGUUUGUUAGCAGCAGCGCGAAACAGAAUGACCUGGGGCAGCCGUUUGGCUACCUCAAAGCCAGCACCACUCUCACCUGUGUCAACCUGUUUGUCAUGCCUUACAACUACCCGGUCCUUCUCCCACUCCUCGACGAUUUGUUUAAAGUGCACAAACUAAAACCAAACCUCAAGUGGCGGCAGGCUUUGGAGUUGUACCUGAAGACGAUGCCUCCAUACUACCUCAUGCCCUUAAAAAAGGCGUUGAGGAUGAUGGGUGCGCCUAAUCUUAUUGCAGACACCAUGGACUGUGGCCUCAGUUACAGUGUUAUCUCCUACCUGAAGAAGCUUAGCCAGCAGGCAAAGAUGGAAUCAGAUCGCCUGAUCGUGUCUGUGGGGAAGAAGGCUCCCCAAGAAACUGGCAUAAAGGUGAAGAACCACUCCAGCUCUCUCUCACUGGCACACCGCCGGGACUUCAAGCAGUUGCUGCAGGGAAUCACCGGAGAGGGGCCCCUUCGCCUGGUGGACAUCAACUUCAAAGAGUUCGCCGGUUUCCAGAUCGCCCUGCUAAACAAGGACGUAAAACCUCAAGCUUAUCGAAAUGCCUACGACAUCCCGAGACGGAACCUUCUGGAUCAACUCACCCGAAUGCGCUCCAAUUUGCUGCGGACGUCACAAAAACUGAUCCGAGGUCAAGACGAAGACUAUCUGCACAGUAUUCCAGUGGCUCAGAUGGGAAACUAUCAGGAGUACCUCAAAAUGAUGCCGUCUCCUCUGAGAGAGAUCGACCCCGACCAACCGAAGCGCCUGCACACAUUUGGGAAUCCUUUCAAGCAGGAUAAGAAGGGGAUGAUGAUCGAUGAGGCAGAUGAGUUCGUAGCGGGCCCUCAAAACAAGAAAAGAGGAAAUUCUGGCGAUCCAAACUCAGGUGCCACUAUGAAGAGAAGGCGGAGUAUGUCCCCGUUACUGCGGAGGCCGCAGACUCCACCGGGGAGCCCCAACCACGUUGCGGUGGGAAAGAGUCCGGCAGCAGGGCAGCAGAACCUCCUCAAACCCAUCCCACAGCACAAAGGAGUGGAUGGCAACAACGUGGUGGUCACUGAGAGUAAUGGAGACGGGGUUCUUGGACCUGAGUCGGUGGAGAUCUGGCCUGCCGAGUUGGACACCGUAGCGGGGACUCCGUCCUCACUGAGCCUAGAGGAGAAGGACGGGAUGGUGGCAGCAGAUCAGGGAGAGGACAUCAACAUGGUGGAGGAAAGACUAGUGGAAGAUCAUCUGGACGAGCAGCAGCUAGAGGAGAAACUCAACUGUGAUCGACUGAGUCCGCAGAGCCAACUGGAGUGCACUGACGUCGACGCUGACGCCGACGCCGACGCCGACCCUGCAGCACUUGAGACCAUUUUCAUCGCCCCGUUAGACGGCAGCCAAGCAGAGCUGAGGAGUCGGGUCAUCAAGGAGGUCCGCAAACCCGGGAGAAAUUAUGAGGCAAUACUCCGACUACUGCAGCAGGUCAAAGGACCAGUUAAUGUUCAGAAGUACUUCAUCCAGCAUGCUAUCAGAGAGGCAGUCAGGUUCAAGAAGCGAGUGCUGAUCCAGCAGCUGGAGACGGCGCUCGCUGAGGUGGAGGCGAGGCACGCGGCAUCCUCACAGCUUCCCAACGAUCACGGCAGUUAGUGGCGAAGCCAUCCAGAGAUAAAAAGAAAAUGAAGCUCGUCUCGUCUGAAGUUUAUUUUGUUGACCAUUUGAUUCACCACCAUGCAAGACACAACCGUGUUCAUUAGCCUCAGAAAGACACACUGGGGGGGCUUGAAGGAGGAGGAGGGACAAAUGCACUGAUAGCACAGACUGUCCCUGUUCUCUUACAUCACAUCCGGUUAGAGGUGGAGGGUAAGGGGUUUAACUGAGGACAGAUCCACGCCGGAUAUAAUCCUCUUUAUAUUGACAGAUGCCUUAAACAUCCAUAUGGCUUUUGUCUGUAUCGGCACAUUGUUCAGACGACACACAAAACACAAACUGUUAGACAGACAGACAAUAAGCCGUCAGAUCCUCAAAUGGCAGAACAGAAGGGACAGCAGAGUCAUUCCUGUUUAGAGACAGAUCUUUCUUCAGCUGGUCUGAAAAGUGUUGUUUUGUUUUUUUCUACGAGUAGUAAUGUGUUGCACAUUUAGAUUUAUGACUAAGAGGAGAAAUUCGGUCCACCCAGUUACACCUCAUACUCUACAAACUGAUAGUUAUCUCAUAUUUUCCUGGCUGUGACGGCACUAGGGCUUGGGCAGUAUGCAUAAAACCUUUUUUUUAUGUUGUUUCAACAACGUAUAUUGUGACAUAUUCUGGAAAUUCAAUUGAGAAGCGACGAUAAGAGAAAAUACCCCAGAUGGAAAAUGUCGAUUUCUUGGCCAAUCCGGUCCAUAAAACACCAGACGAAUCGUGGUAAUGCAUCACAUUGAUGCAAACAUUAUGUAUAUCUAAUGUAGCCAUAUUAAAGGGAAAGGCAGCUCGGUGUAAACAACAGAGCAAAGUCUAGAAAGUCUCUUUUUGUCAUAUUGCCCAGCCCUUGUCAGCAUGUCGUCAGUCUUGUCUGUCUUGGCUUUUAAACGCCCAAACUGGCUCCAUGUUGUUACAGACUAACUUUACACAAUAGUGCUUUUUAAAGCUGAAAUUGACAGACACACAGUUUACUCCACAGAUGUAUCUUCCACAAGACAAGUUGUUUUUACUGGUUUAUUGAUUAUCACGAUCCUCGUUCCUGCCAUUACAGCAAUAGAAGUUCAGUGAAUGCAGCUGUUGGGAUCCAUUCAGAGUUUACUCCUCCAACACACACACACACACACACACACCCACGCAGUCCUGUAAAUCUUCCAUGACGGCGCCACAAACACUCCAUUGAUUCCCAGAAUUACAACUUUAAUUCGGAGGAAUUCGUGCAUCUGUCCGGACCUCACCUGUUGUUGAACUUUCGCAGCCGGUAAGCUGCCCUCUGCUGCUUUUUACAUCAACUCGAGUUUUUUUCCGCCUCCUUUUUUUGUGUUUCCUUGUUUUUAUGACAGAUGUACACUACUUUUUAAAUGUUCAUAAGGAAUAGAGAUUAUUUUUGUGAUUUCAGAGUAUAAAGAAAUAUUUUGGAAGAAAUGUUUAAAGCCAAUUUUGUAAACUGUUAAAUACGUAUAUAAAUGGAAAAAAAAAGUUUUAUGAAGCUUCUCUUUUUUUAACAAAACAAAAAAUAAACCACGGGUAGAGUGAUA
This is a messenger RNA of Larimichthys crocea (large yellow croaker), 4490 nucleotides long. It is a transcript of the gene ints6l, whose product is annotated as integrator complex subunit 6 like. NCBI's taxonomy places the organism in Eukaryota, Metazoa, Chordata, Actinopteri, Sciaenidae. Gene Ontology annotation, biological process: snRNA 3'-end processing. Bases 211 to 2922 code for a protein of 903 amino acids. Gene Ontology annotation, cellular component: integrator complex. The transcript has 18 exons. The record is from RefSeq and is a predicted model, not a curated record.